AUGGUGUCCAGCGGCUUCUGCGUUAAGUUGAAGCCAGGUUACGAUUCGCAUUUCAUUAUCAAAGAAAUAGCUACAGCGUACAAAGGACAUGUAGAAUUGCUUCCAAUAACGAAGGAAAAAUACAUUUCCUUCACCAAACAUGUCACACGCACCGCUGAAAAAUCAGAUUGGCGAAAUUGUAUGAAAUUGCGAUUCAUCGAUUCAUACAAAUUUUUAACUGCCAGUCUCGACAAACUAGCGUCUCUUCUCAGCAUGGAUAAUUUGAAAAUUAUACGUUCAAAUUUUUCAAAGUUAUCGGUGGAAGAUUUCAAUUUAUUGACGCGAAAGGGUGUCUUUCCGUACGAGUAUGUUGAUUGCAUCGAAAAGUUGGAGGACACGUGUUUACCACCGCGCGAAUCAUUUUACAGUUCCUUGACCGGUGACACUGUGUCCGAGAACGAUUACGUACACGCUGCAAACGUCUGGCGACGGUUUGCCAUUCAAUCCUUGGGCGAGUACAGCGACCUGUAUUUGAAAAUAGAUAUGUUGUUGGCUGACAUUUUUGAAAAUUUCCGAGAUAAGUGUAUCGAGAGUUAUGGUCUCGAUCCCGCGUAUUAUUACACAUUACCAGGAUUCACGUGGGACGCCAUGCUUAAACAUACGCGUAUAAAUUUCGAACUCCUCACGGACAUUGAUAUGGUCAUGUUUAUCGAGCGCGGUAUACGUGGCGGUCUGAGUCAAUGCUCCAGUAGAUAUGCGCAGGCUAACAACAAAUAUAUGCACUCGUAUGAUCCAUCGAAAGCUUCCUCAUACUUGAUGUACUUUGACGUAAAUAAUCUAUACGGAUGGGCAAUGUGUCAACCGUUGCCAUACGCCAAAUUUCGAUGGGUCGACGAUGUUGCAGAUUUUGACUUUAGUGCGAUCGCCUCGGACUCGCCCACGGGUUACAUUCUCGAGCCGCCUGGCAAGCGGCAGGCAAAACUUCUGGCGACUCUAUAUUGCAAGAAGCGUUACGUCAUUCACUAUCGUAACCUGCAGCAAUGUACGCGUCAAGGCCUUCGCGUCACAAAUAUACAUCGCGUACUACAAUUCGCGCAAUCCGCAUGGUUUCGCGAUUAUAUUGAACUAAAUACGCAAUUUAGAACGCUCGCCAAGAACAAUUUUGAGAAAAAUUUGUAUAAAUUGAUGAACAACGCGGUAUUCGGCAAAACUAUGGAAAAUGUACGAAAUCGCGUCAAUGUAAAAUUAAUAACUAAAUGGGAAGGACGAUACGGCGCGGAGGCAAUGGUCGCAAAACCAAAUUUCCAUAGCCGAAGCAUCUUUUCGGAAAAUCUGAUAGCCGUUGAAUUGCGCAAACUCGAGGUGAAAUUCGACAAGCCGAUCUACGUAGGUAUGUGCAUUCUCAACAUAUCUAAAGUCUGUUUGUACGAAUUUCAUCACGAGUACAUGUUACCUUUAUAUCGCGACAGAUGUAAAAUUAUGUACACCGACACAGAUAGCCUUAUACGAGGUGUGGCAAUAAAGAAACCGGAUUGA
Messenger RNA from Vollenhovia emeryi, 1515 nucleotides. RefSeq lists its product as uncharacterized. NCBI's taxonomy places the organism in Eukaryota, Metazoa, Arthropoda, Insecta, Hymenoptera, Formicidae. The coding region runs from base 1 to 1515 and encodes 504 amino acids. The record is from RefSeq and is a predicted model, not a curated record. Gene Ontology annotation, molecular function: DNA binding; nucleotide binding; DNA-directed DNA polymerase activity. Gene Ontology annotation, biological process: DNA replication. The transcript has 3 exons.